CUUCUCUUCAAUUUUCAUAUAUUCUUUUUGUUUUUGGGUCAGUAGUGUACUCAAAAACCAGCCACCAUCUUUAAUACUGGACCUCAAAGAAAAGGCCUUAAAUAUCUCUCAGCUUGUAUUAUUCUUCAACCAUGGAAUUGGAAACCAUUCCCAAACCGACUGUUUCAAGCUUUUAGCUUUCCCAUUGCCUCACUUGCUGCACUUUUUCUUCUUAUUCUUGUAAUUUUCCUGGAAAAUUUUCUGGCCACAUUCAGUGUACCCAAGGAAUUCAACUUGGAUUGAUAAAAUACUAGUAUAUCUGCAACAAUGGUUCUCGGUUUGAAUGCAAAAAACCGGAGAGGACCGACAGUUCGAGUUGAUUAUCUAAUCCACAUUCAGGAGAUUAAACCUUGGCCCCCUUCACAGUCACUGCGAUCACUUUGUUCCGUCUUGAUUCAAUGGGAAAACAGUGAACGUAACUCAGGGUCUACCAAAACUACUUCACCGACACUCGGUUCCAUUGUUGGUGAGGGAAAAAUUGAGUUUAACGAGUCAUUUAAGUUACCAGUGAAUCUAGUAAGGGACUUGUCUGUUAAAGGAAGGGAUGUUGAUAUGUUCCAUAAGAAUUUCUUAGAAUUUAACUUGUAUGAACCUCGAAGGGAAAAGAUCCAAUUGUUGGCAACUGCCAUUGUGGAUUUGGCGGAAUACGGUGUUAUCAAAGAGACAUUAGAGAUUACUGUUCCAAUGAAUAGUAAAAGGAGUUAUAGUAACACUACACAGCCGAUGUUGCUCAUUAAAAUUGAUCGAAUUUCCAAGGGUCAGAACAUUUCUUCAUCAAGAAGCGGCCUGUCAAAGGAACUAUUUCAGGAUAAGAAAGGUAGCGAGUCGGUUUCUUCUCUUAUGGAUGAAGAAUAUGCCGAGGAAGCUGAGAUUGCUUCAUUCACCGAUGAUGAUGUUUCCUCACACUCAUCUCUGACUGUGUCUUCAUCAAAUUUAGAAUCUAAUGGCAGUUCACUUCCUCAAAAUAAAGAGAAUGGAUUGGUCGCUGUAACUGUUGGAAAGGAAGUUAAAGGGGAACAUAUACUGGCUUCGAAGUUGAACCUGGAAAGAACAAAUGUGGCGAACUCAUCAUUAACAGACUUAUCAUCCGAUUUUGAGAGAUCAGUAGAUGUGCGUGCUUCAGCACUUAACUCUUAUGGUUCCAAUUCAUCUGUACGAGAAAACAUUGUUAACCAUAAAUUUCAAUUUACUUCAUCAUCCUUGACUAGUGAAAAGAUGCACAACGAAAUCAACUCUUCUGGUUCUAAGGCUUCAGUUGCUGAUGAUGCAUAUGGUUUUUCUUUGGAAGCAAACUCGGGAUAUGGUUGGCAAGAAAAUGGACAUGAAGGACAGUACUCAGUAGACAAAAGGUAUUUUACCAAAGAUGAACAAUUGAAUGUUCAAUCACAAGAGAAUGCUUUAAGAAUGAAGGCCAAUGAUGUCAAAUCCAUUCGACCUUCAUCAGACGUGGUUAAUGAGGAGUUGAAGGAAGUUGGUUUUGCAGUGGAUGUACACCAUAGGCCGGGAAGCUCCAGAAGCAAAUCGAGCAACAAAAGGAAAGAUUCAAAGGUAUAUCCCAAGGAUACUCGAAAUGUCAUUUUGGAUAACAAAGUGCAGCAAUUGGAAAACAAGAUAAAGAUGCUUGAAGGAGAGUUGAGAGAAGCUGCUGCCACUGAGGCUGCUUUGUACUCGGUAGUUGCCGAGCAUGGAAGCUCCAUGAGUAAGGUGCAUGCUCCAGCCCGUCGCCUUUCUAGGUUGUAUCUUCAUGCUUGUAAGGAAGGUUCCCAAUUAAGGAGAGGGAGUGCUGCUAAAAGCGCUGUUUCUGGACUUGCUUUGGUUGCGAAAGCAUGUGGAAAUGAUGUUCCAAGGUUGAUGUUCUGGUUGUCAAACUGUGUCGUUUUGAGAGCAAUUAUAAGUGAAAGUACUGUUGGACGCACAGAAAGAAAUGGAGUUGAGAAGGGGAAGAAACUGGCAUCAUCUCCAUUGAAAUGGAGAGAAUCCUCUCCUGGUAGAAAGGAAAAUAAAAGUUUUAGCGACUGGGACAACCCGCUUGCCUUUACUUCGGCCUUAGAAAGGGUUGAAACAUGGGUCUUUUCUAGAAUCAUCGAGUCUGUCUGGUGGCAGGCACUCACUCCGCAUAUGCAGUCGGAGGGUAAAAAGGAAAUUUAUGAAGGGAAGGGCUCUGGUUCAAGUAAAAGCUAUGGGAGGAUACCUAGUUCAAGUAAUCAAGACCAAGUGAACUUUUCAUUAGACCAUUGGAAGAAAGCUUUCAAGGAUGCUUGUGAAAGACUUUGCCCGGUUCGAGCUGCGGGGCAUGAAUGUGGCUGCUUAUGUUUGCUGUCUAAAUUGAUAAUGGAGCAAUGUGUGGCACGAUUAGAUGUGGCAAUGUUCAAUGCCAUUCUCCGUGAUUCUGGUGAUGAAAUCCCUACUGAUCCUGUGUCUGACCCUAUUAGUGAUACUCUGGUGCUUCCUAUUCCAGCUGGGAAAACAAGUUUUGGUGCCGGUGCACAACUGAAAAAUGCGAUCGGAAACUGGUCGAGAUGGUUGACUGACCUAUUUGGCAUAGAUGACGAUGACUUGGUUGGAGAUGAGAAUGACUGGGAUGACAAUGACAAGCAACAAAUCACAUCAUUAAAGUCCUUCAAUCUCCUUAAUGCCUUGAGUGAUCUCAUGAUGCUUCCCAAGGACAUGCUUCUAAGUAAACAUAUCAGGGAAGAGGUAUGUCCGACAUUUGCUGCAACAUUGAUUAAGAGAGUUCUCGACACUUUUGCCCCUGACGAAUUUUGCCCUGACCCGGUUCCAAAUGCUGUGCUUGAAGCCCUGGAAGCCGAGGAUCCUGUUGAAGCUAGGAAAGGUUCAAUUACAAACUUUCCAUGUGUAGCAUCUCCUCCGGUUUAUUCACCUCCUUCAGCAACAUCCGUUGCUAGCAUCAUUGGAGAAGUUGGAAGCAAAUCUCAACUGAGAAGAAGUGGGUCCUCAGUUCUCAGAAAAUCACACACAAGCGAUGAUGAGCUCGAUGAAUUGAAUUCACCCCUAUCAUCGAUCUUCAUCGAUGGCUUCUUAUCAUCCCCUUUUCAAUCAAAGCCUAACAGGAUAUCAAAGGGAAAUAGUAACCAAAGUGCUAUCAGAUAUAAACUCCUAAGAGAUGUAUGGAUGAACUCUGAAUAAACCAUCGAUUACAUGUUCAUGAGCAUAUAUGCAAGUAAAUUUUGGUUUGUAUUAUAAUACGUGGAAAUGAAAUGACAACGCAAUCCCUUGUA
Molecule: messenger RNA, 3278 nt
Organism: Gossypium raimondii (Peruvian cotton)
Lineage: Eukaryota; Viridiplantae; Streptophyta; Magnoliopsida; Malvales; Malvaceae
Exons: 9
Coding region: 307-3186 (959 amino acids)
Cellular component (GO): nuclear pore
Source: RefSeq, a predicted model, not a curated record